AUGCGACAAGAUUCUGGCCGUUCCAGAAACAUAGAUACCAUCUCUAUGGGGCAAAGAGUCUCACGUAGAACUGACACCCCCAGUCCCAUCUUCCCAGCUCCCCAGGACUCCUUCACAAGCCAUGGCUUCAGUUUUAGGCCCACAGACUGGUUAACAAAUGACACCCAUUUUGCCAGGGCCUAUGCCAGGAGCUUCUUCAUGCUCCAACGUCUGGGGGCAGGGUGCCUGUUUCCCAGGCGGGACCCGACCGGAAGCAAACUUUUAGGCAACGGCGUUUCCCCCGGUUCCUCUCCUGUUCCCGACCAGGGUCUUCAGACGCACACCCGAGCCCGGCCUACAGGCCCAGCCCCCCCAUUUCCGGAGUCUGCGCCCCGGACCCCGCGGGGGCCGAUCCCAGGGGAAGGCCUGGCUUCCUCUUCCUUCCGGGCCUGCCCCACCUCCGCCGCGCUCCUCAGCCGCCAGGGGCCCGGGGCCGAGGCGGGAGAAGGGCACCCACCUGGUCGGUGUCACAUGCUGCUGUCUUGGCCCCAGCGUCCCCUCCAGGUCCCGGCGCCGGCCGCAGUCCCCAGCGCCGUCCCCAGCGCAGGCCCGGCCGCCCCACCCGCGGCCCGCCCCUGGCCGCCCGACGUGAGGGAGGGAUCGGGUUCUCCUAGGAAGUUUCAGCACACAUGACAAUCAGGGAACCAUGUGGAAAUCAUCCAUGAGGUAUAAGGACACUGGGUCCCUGAAUCACCAAUUGAUGGCAUGAUGUCUGCUGGUCAGGAAAAUCUCCUCUGAACAAGGAAUGAACAUUGGUUUACUGUAAAAUUUUCAAAUAAUGUAGUAUUCUUUCCCAUGGUUCAAUCUACAUUUUGAGAGGUCUCUUCUUUAACUCUUUAAUGUGUAUUAUUUUAAACGUUUUUUCAUACUCUAGUAUUUGCCUCUAUGUAUAUUCUCACACAUACACAUAUCUAGGUAGGUUUUCAAGUGAAUGAGAAAGCACAGUAUCAAUAUAACUUUGUUUUCUCACUUAACAUUUAAUGAAAAUUUUGCUUAUGGUUAAUAUUAGUUUAUAUGUAAAUUGUAUAUUAAUAUCAAACUAUUAGAUGCUAAUAUAUUAAUAAAACGUAUUUAUAUUAA
Molecule: messenger RNA, 1119 nt
Organism: Cebus imitator (Panamanian white-faced capuchin)
Lineage: Eukaryota; Metazoa; Chordata; Mammalia; Primates; Cebidae
Product: wiskott-Aldrich syndrome protein homolog 1-like
Exons: 4
Coding region: 1-672 (223 amino acids)
Source: RefSeq, a predicted model, not a curated record